Molecule: messenger RNA, 1915 nt
Organism: Anoplophora glabripennis (Asian longhorned beetle)
Lineage: Eukaryota; Metazoa; Arthropoda; Insecta; Coleoptera; Cerambycidae
Gene: eff
Product: ubiquitin-conjugating enzyme E2-17 kDa
Exons: 5
Coding region: 304-747 (147 amino acids)
Biological process (GO): ubiquitin-dependent protein catabolic process; protein polyubiquitination
Cellular component (GO): nucleus
Molecular function (GO): ubiquitin conjugating enzyme activity
Source: RefSeq, a predicted model, not a curated record
AUUAACAAAAAUCGCCACGGAAGUGAUCAGUCAUCUUUUCUGGAACAAUACUGUUUUAAGUGCAUAACUGGGAAAAGGCGGGGUGUUCUUGGGCAUUUUAGUUUUUCUUGUAUUUAGUUUUAACAGUUUGCGUGGUGUCCAAGAGGUUUUGGUGUUGAAAAAUAUUGAAGGAUUAUAUUUUGAUUUACGUCGUGCCUGUGAGUUUUGAAGGAGGCCAUCUUUGCAAUCUCUAUCAGAGGUCUUUGGCUCACGGUUUCAUUGUCUGGUGAAAAGCCAGUAUUUAUUACACACACACUCCGUCAAAUGGCUUUAAAAAGAAUUAAUAAGGAAUUACAAGACCUCGGCAGAGAUCCUCCGGCACAAUGUUCAGCAGGUCCUGUUGGAGAUGACUUAUUUCAUUGGCAAGCCACAAUUAUGGGACCACCUGACAGUCCAUACCAGGGUGGAGUAUUUUUCCUAACAAUUCACUUCCCAACAGAUUAUCCGUUCAAACCUCCUAAAGUGGCGUUUACAACAAGAAUUUAUCAUCCAAACAUAAAUAGUAAUGGUAGCAUUUGUCUUGAUAUAUUACGUUCUCAAUGGUCACCAGCUCUUACAAUUUCAAAAGUACUGUUAUCAAUCUGCUCACUUCUGUGUGAUCCAAAUCCAGAUGAUCCAUUAGUUCCAGAAAUUGCUAGGAUAUAUAAAACUGAUCGGGAAAAGUACAACGAGUUAGCGCGCGAGUGGACUCGCAAAUAUGCUAUGUGAUGGCCCGGCCCCCAAAUCCCACACUUCACAUAUUAGAUGAAAAAACAAGUUAUUUAAUUCAACACAUUGGAGGGGAUUAGCCAGCCUAUAUUUCAUUCAUCAACUGUACAUUGCUUUGGACUUGGUUCCCUCCUCACCUUCUACCACAAUAUUGCUAGGUGGUUUUAUAAACGUUUCAAACAAUUUGUAUAACUGUAUUUUAGUAGCUCUGAAUUUUUCAAUUAUAUUUUAAUAUAUUGUGGUUGUAAGGGUUAGUGUUGGGUUGCGUUUUUUUCCCAAUUGCGCCCGACUUCCUUGCUUUGGAGUGGAGAAGAUGUCAGUCGCCUUUUUACAUAACGUAAAAUUCCCACGUUCAUUUUCUCUCCGCUCCGUCCAGUGUCGGGUCCCGGAUUUUCAGCCCGUCAUGUGGCUGCCACACUCAUACUAAUAUAAUUAUUGUUAGAUAAAUUAAUAUGUAGGUCUUGUGGUUCAACUAGGUGUAAUAUAAUAAAUAAUUUUUGAAUUUUUAAGGUGUUUCCCAAUCUCCGUCAUAAAAUUACAUCAGUUUUAGAUCUCGGUGAGUAAUUGAAAGCCCGCGUAGACGCAAUUGGAAGGAUUUCUGUCAGACCCUAUGCAAGCAGUCAAGUUACCUGAAAUUUUAUUCUCGCACUUUAUCGACCGAUACGAGCAAGCAAAACUGUCGCACUUUUUUUAUUUUUUUACAAGCUUGUGUGAAGGUUUUGUUUGCCGGUAAUUUUGAAUGUCCACCCGUUAUCAAAAUAUCUUGUUGAUAAUAUUUUAUUUUAUUAAUUCGCUUAUGAAAUUUAAAUAGUUAGGAUAUAAUAAUUUAUUUUAGACAUUUGUGAACAUCUGUUUUUCUUUUGCAGACAUGACUGUACUAUUAACAUGUAAAACUUUUUAUACAUAAAUAUAAUGUGUAAAAUACCCGAUGUAGUAAAUAAGAAAUUGCUUCCUCUCCUUUUUUCAAAUCUGAUUUCCGGGACCCUCCUCAGCGGGGUUGUCUGUCUCCUCCUUAUAUUCUCUUUUUUUAUUGAAUCGUACAUAUUUUUCUCUUAUUUAAAUUAUUCAGUGUAAAAUAUCAAAUCUAUUAUUACUUGAUAAGGAAACUUAGGAUAUUUGUUAUAUAUUUUUUCUCGUCAUUAAACAGGACAUUAAAUAAUAAAAUACA